This is a messenger RNA of Dracunculus medinensis (Guinea worm), 2142 nucleotides long. The record is from the annotation of a GenBank genome assembly. NCBI's taxonomy places the organism in Eukaryota, Metazoa, Nematoda, Chromadorea, Rhabditida, Dracunculidae.
AUGGACGAACCGGAAUUGGAAUUGAAGAGAAGCAAAAGAAGUUUAAAAGAGGAACCAAAAUCACUAUUUAAAGAACAGUUGGACAUGGCUUCAGCACUUUCAGCCAGUAUUACUUCUUUUAAUAAUGUCAAUAGUGAAAGAACAAAUGAAUUUAUGUUUGAGAAACAUGUAGAAAGAUCAGGGCAGCAAAAUGCUGGAUCAUUCUCUUUUGUCGAAUUGGAACCCCGCUCUUGCAAAUGUUCUACAUUUGAUAUAAUCCAGGAGAAUUUCUUGCGUAAAUUUAAAAUGAAGAAAAAAGACAAUUUACAAUCGGUUACUGAACGCAGAAAUAAGCGCAGAAAUUUUUUUAUGGAUGAUAUCAGUCAGUGUUUCAAUAAGUUGAAGCGGUUGGAACGAUUGAGUGAUGAUCUGUAUCGUUUUAGCUUUACGGUUGGUGAUAUCACUAUAUUUUCUCUUGAAAAUGAAACAAUAACAAUUCAUAAAUUUAUUUUGGCUGCGAGAGCACCAAGUUUAUUGGAGUUAGUUUGCGAUGAUGGCGUUCUUCUUUUACAAGACUUCACCAUUGUUGCUUUAAGAUGUUAUGUCAGAUUCUUAUAUUCUUCAGCCAUUGAAUGGACUGAAAAAGAAAAAAAGGAAAUUUUUGAUCUUGCUAAAAAAUACGGCCCGGAAGGCUUGAAAUCACUCUGCUUACCUAAUUCAUGCAGUUCUGAUUAUGAUCGACAAAUCUCUGAUAUUUAUGCUGUGAAUGAAAAUUCAUCUGCCUAUACAAAUAAGGCCUAUACAAAUGAAAAUUCAUCUGCCUAUACAAAUAAGGCAUCGUCGAUUCCUGUUGAAGAUAAAGAUAAUACCUCGCUUGUCGAUAAUUCUUCGCGGAAGAGCACCAUUCCUUGGCACUAUAAGUCAGAAAUUCAUGGAGAUUUUGAGUUAGAAACAAAACCAGAUAAUGUAAUACGAAGAAGUUCUUCAAACGAAUCAAUCAUUCUGCUUGAUGAUUCUGUCACUGAUAAUCUUUGUGCUCGUAAUCCUAAUAUAUCUUACGAAAAAUUCCACAAUUGUAAUUGUGAAACUAAUUUCCCUUUAGCACCGGUUUCACAAAGUACUAGUUCAAAAAUUUUAGACCACGGUAAAAUUCCUACAAGUGACGAAAAUGAUAUUUUUAUUCUCUCGGAUGGUGAAAAACAUAAUGCAUCAGAUGUUGAUUGUGAGACUGGUUUGCAACUUACGAAACUAAAAGUAUUUACAGAAGAUUCUCAGGAGGAUGGAAUAUCAACUGGCGCCGAAUAUAAAAGUGCAAAAUCUAAGUCUACCUGUUUGGGCUCUUUUUCUCCCAAUUCUGUCAAUGCCUCAUUGGAACUUUUUGCUCAAUCAUCUACAUCUGUAAAGGAAACAAUAAAUCAUCUUUCAAAUGCAGAAGAACUGGAAUCAGUUGAAGAUGAGAUUGAUUUUGAGCAGUUUUGUUCUCGUUCUUGUCGAAUUGACCAAUCUUUUCUUUCAUUGUUUCAAUCCGAGAUGCAGCAUUUUUCAACACCAAUCGAAAAAUCGAAAUCGAUAUCAAGACGUUUAAAAAAAUUAUUAGAUUCUAAUGUGAAAAUUUUGAAAACAUGUAGCAUAACUCCUCAACCAAAAUAUAAUCAAAUGACUGAUACAGAACUCAAGCGUGAACUUGCUAAAUAUGGCGUUCGGCCACUGGGAAGAAAGCCCGCAAUUGCCAUGCUGCAAAGAAUUUAUGAUGGAAUUCACCCAUUAAUUAAUGAAUCAGUGCUUAUAAGGAAAGCAAGUGGACAAAUAAAUGACGAAACAGUUUUUGAAGAAAUAUUGUAUAAAAAUUUAGAUACGGAUGAAAUUGCAGAAGAAUCAUAUAUUGAUGAUUAUAUUGCCAUACUUCCUAAAGAUUUGGACGGAAUGCAAAGAGCUUUUUUAAAUUGGCUUCGUAAUGGGAACAAUAAGGAUCUUUACAACAGUUUGCUUGGACUGAAUCCCAUAUCUUUCGACGAAUUGUGUGGUCAUCUUUCUGGUGCAAAUUCGGUGGUAUCAAAGAUUCCCAAGAAAGCUUUGAUAGAAAUUCUUGAUCGCCUUCAUAUAACUUUUACUUUACCUUCUGAAGGAUGGAAGCGAAAGCGAGGAGGAAAUAAUAAGAAAUAG